UUAAGUUAAGAAGACAUACUGGACUGGACACUCGUAGUUCAGUCUCAACUUUCGGACGCUCUCCACUCUAACUUUAAUAACUCCUCCAACUUUCCUGAAAUCUUUCUUAGUUUUGUGACUACAAUUCUUGCAUACUUGUCAAAUUCUAAAACUUUUUAAUUUUUGAAAUUAUUCGUUCACCAUGGGCAUUGAUGUUAACCAAGAAGUGUUUGGGGCUUACGCCUUCUAUGCUGGGAUUUUAUUGGCAAAAAUGAUGGUCAUGAUUCCACUUACAGCGAGACAAAGAUUCUCAAAAAAAGUUUUCACUAGUCCGGAAGAUACAUCCUCAGUGAAAGGAGCCAAGGUCGCAUAUGACGACCCAGACGUAGAGAGGGUUCGACGAGCUCAUUUAAAUGACCUGGAAAAUAUUCUCCCAUUUUUCGCCACGGCCUUCCUUUACUGCUUCACCUCUCCAGCCUAUGGAACGGCAAAUUUGCUGUUCAAGGUUUUCACGGGUGCCCGUAUUCUUCACACAUUGGUCUACGCAGUGUUUCCGGUACCACAGCCUGCAAGAGCGAUUUCCUUUUUCGUGGCCAUGUUCGUCCAAGUUUACAUGGUGGUCAAGAUCAUCAGUCACUUUGCAUGAACGUCAGGUUUAAAUUCUUUGAGAACGUAAAUAGCAAUUCCACAAACAAACCUAAUAAUAUUAGGCUAAUAUUCAAGUAUGAAGUAAAAGCUGGAUGUAUCUUUUGGGUAAUUACUCAUGUACAUUCAUAAAUGUAUCACUGCUUGACAAAUAAUUAGUAUUCGAAAAUAAACAAUCCUUUAUGUCGUGAA
Folsomia candida is the source of this 816-nucleotide messenger RNA. RefSeq names its product microsomal glutathione S-transferase 1. Bases 182 to 625 code for a protein of 147 amino acids. Lineage: Eukaryota; Metazoa; Arthropoda; Collembola; Entomobryomorpha; Isotomidae. The record is from RefSeq and is a predicted model, not a curated record. The transcript has 4 exons. Gene Ontology annotation, cellular component: membrane.